CGAUCAGUCACAAUCUCAAUCUCGUGCGGGAAAUGUACAUUGAAAUUUGGUGAUGUUGAAGCUCGUAGAGCUAACAGAAAACUACAUGAUCACCAGCGCAUUUUUGCAGCUUUUUUUUUCACGAACACCGCACCGCUUUAUUGUCGUGGUAGUUGUUACGAGACAUCUCCAGCUCAACGAAAGAAGUUGCAACCAUGUCCUCCCCGAGUCAGCAACCAAGUUCCUCUCUGCUCCACCAUGCGAGCGUGGGCGCGCUGUCCUCCGUCCUCGCGGUAUCGUAAGGAAAAAUCCCCCCUCCCCAUAUCGAAAAGAAAACUUCUGAUGCUGAUUUGUGAUCACAAAUCGACUUGUAUUGCUAGAAGGCCAAGAGACGCCGCCGCCCCCUCGUUUGCAGGCAAUUAUUUGUCAUGCUGUUUUCCGCUUCCAGUUGCUUCCUGUCAUGCUGAAGACGCAAUGCUUUCCCACGCCAGCCAGCACUGCAGUGUCUACAUCUCUUGCCUUCUAGCAUGACAGUCUGACUUGUGAUCACAAAUCAUGCUACACAAGUCGCCCUUUGAGUAUGUGUAUGGGGAGGGGGCGUUUUUCCUUUUGAUGCACGGGCUUGCUCCUCUACCCGCUGGACGUGCUGCGAACCCACAGCCAGAUGGACAAGUCGCGGAAGGAGGAGAAAACGUUGACCGUUUUCCAGCGCUAUCAAAUGUAAAAAUGUCUGGGUCUGGAAAGUUGUGAUGCUGAGUGGCGUAGCAUGAGGAGGCCACAAGUGCUGGGUCAGCAUGACAAAUUUCUGAGCUUGUAGGUGUUGCCUAUUCUGCAUGACAAAUUGCGUCUCCGCAUGACAGAAAAGCGCGGCUCUUGGGCAACGUGCAUGACAGAUUUAAGAGUCAUGCCAGACAAGCAUGACAAACAUGCACUCUUCCAGACCCAGACAUUUUUACAUUUGAUAAGCGCAUUCGGGUCAUUUACGAGCUCGGGAGGAGAGCAAAGCAGGCCGAGCAGGAGAAAGCGGGCGUCGGCAUGCAGCUCCUGUUUGGCUCCCCGUCCGGGGGGACCACUGCUGUCAAGAUGAGCGGUGGAAAGGAGCAAAAAGCUGAUGAAAAUAAGCGAGAACAGCGCAAGAAGCAACUCGAGCAGAUUUUCGCCGGUGUGAAGGGAUUCUACAGUGGUCUAGUACCCGUCUUGACCACGAUCGGGACGUCGCAGUUCGUGUAUUUCUACCUGUUCCAGUGGACCAAGAAGGUGGUGGCAAAGCUGCUCGUGGCGUAUCAGGCGAGUAGAAGAGCAGGCAAAAGUCAACAAGUGGCCCUAGGACUUGCUGCGGGUGACGCUGCUGCCGCCGCCGCCGCUGCUGCGAAAGCGGAAAUACAGAAAGUAGAGGAAAUUUCCGCGUUCCAAUCUUUCGUCGCCUCGCUCGUCGCCGGGGUUUUGAACAUGCUCCUAACCGAACCGCUUUGGAAAGCAAACAUGCGUUGCAUGCUCGCAGCCAGGAAUUCCUCGGUGUUGAUGAACGAUUCCGCUGCUUCGAGUGCCACCACGUCGAAGCAAACGGUCGCGAGCACCAGCCCGAUUUCGCCCCUAGUGACCGCGAAAACGCCCGUCAUGAGUCCGAAUAAAAAGAAUGACAAGAAUGUUUCAACAGCGGAGCAGGAACAAACCAGCAAUUAUGCACAACACCAUCAUCAGCUAAUUAUGCCUUCUACGGCAAAAAUGCAGAACGUGUUUCGGGUCGCGUACCGUAUGGGGGAGGAAAACGGUUUCCUGUCCCUCUGGGACGGGUUGACAACUUCGUUGUGGCUGGUUUCGAAUCCGGUGUUGCAGUACGCGUUGUAUGACGUGUUGAAAAAACGGUACCUCGACUACUUCAACAGCGGGGGUCCUUCUUCAUCCCCGCAAAUUAUAAAAUCUACAGCAACCAUCUCCGCCUUCGUAUGGAGUUCUCAAAUGUUACAUUCGCAACUGUAUACAUGAAUUUGUAAUGCAGGAAUGGGAAAAAUGAACGGGGGGAAAUUGCGCCUUUUGCAUUACAGGUUUGGCGCAGAGAGAUUCUAAUGCUAUCUAGCGCGUCAAGAACUUGUCAUGCGUUUUUGCAUGACAAAUCAUGUACUUAACAGCUGAGAAUGUAACAGUUGAGAGCCCGCCCAUACUUCGCCGCCUUCCUCAUUGGCAGCAUCACGAAAACGAUCGCCACCGUGCUCACCUACCCCCUGCAGGUGACGCAGACCCGGAUGCGCACGCUAUGCAUUGCAAAAGUAUCGUACUCGUACUAAUUGCAGUUAUGCAUUACAAAUCUAGUUGUUAAGGUAAAUCAGCAUUACAAAUUUAAAUUUGUAAUGCUAAUGCUGAGCUAAUUUGUAUUGCGAUUUAUACUAGUACGAUACUUUUGCACAGGAUACACCCUGGUUUCGAACGACGUCACGUUUUUCUCGUGCAUGCAGCAGAUCCUUAUGCACAGUGAAUUUCCCGUACACGUACAGAUCCGGUCUCUGCAUGACAAAACUUGGCUUCGAUUCUAGUUUAGCAUGACAAGUUUUACGCUACAAAUUGGCGAAAUUUGUGAUGCAUGCUGUACAUGUGCGGGAAAUUUUGUAUUGCAUAAUCCUGGAGCUCGAGGGCUUCUUCAAGGGGUUUUUCAAGGGGCUGGGCCCGAAGCUGCUGCAGACGGUCAGUCAAGCGGCGUUCAUGUUCGCGUUCUACGAGUUUCUGCUGGAGAAAACGCGGAGGGCGUUUCACUGAAUGAUAUAAUCCAAAAACAAAAAGCUUUAGCUUAUAUUUCUCAUCCAUCGUGGAGGUCGUGGUCCUCUGACAUCUACUCGUUGUAUCAGAAUGCGAAGGAAUGAACCGAAUAACCGAUUACUCUUCGGGCACCUGGCUUGUGUUGGUGCUGGGUAUGUUCUACUUGAACAAGAUGCAAU
Molecule: messenger RNA, 2909 nt
Organism: Amoebophrya sp. A120
Lineage: Eukaryota; Dinophyceae; Syndiniales; Amoebophryaceae
Source: the annotation of a GenBank genome assembly